AUGUACGCCUCUUCCGUCCGAAGGUCUGCCAACUUCACCUUGGCCAAUGGUGCCCAGAUUCCCAAAUUGGGCUUUGGCACCUGGAAGAUGUCCAAGGAGCAGGCCACCCCGGCUGUCGCUCACGCCAUAAAGACUGGCUACCGUCACAUUGACUGCGCUUGGGCUUACCGAAACGAGGAUGCUGUCGCCGCCGGUAUCAAGAAGGCUGGUGUUCCUCGAUCUCAGUUGUGGCUCACCAGCAAGCUCUGGAACAGCUUUCACCAUCCAGAGCACGUUGAAAAGGCACUCGACGCUUCCCUCAAGGAUCUCGGCACAGACUACCUCGACUUGUACCUCAUGCACUGGCCUGUAGCCUUCCUCAACUCCAAGGGCUCUAUGGUUCCCUCCAUUCGCAGCACCGGUGGUCACCCCGUCGAGAGCGAAGACCUCUCUCGUGACUUUAUGGCCACCUACCGCGUCAUGGAGGAAAUGGUCAAGAAGGGCAAGGUUCGCAACAUUGGUGUCAGCAACUUCAACAUCCGUCGUACCAGCGAGGUGGUUGACGAGGCUUCCAUCAAGCCCGUCGUCAACCAGGUCGAGGUCAACCUCGGUGUCCACAACGAGGAGCUUCGCAACUAUGCGCACGCCCACGGUGUCACCCUGCAGGCUUACUCGCCCUUUGGCUCGAACCAGAACGUUGCCAAGUCGCUUGAGGACCCCGUCGUCGUCGACGUAGCUCAAAGGAACAAUAUCACGCCUGCUCAGGUGCUGCUCGCCUGGACUCUCGGUAGGGACAUCAUCCCCAUCAGCAAGAGCGUUACCCCCGAGCGCAUCGAGGAGAACUUCCGCGUGCUCGACAUCCAGCUUGCCGAGGAAGAGAUCAAGCACCUCACCAACGAGGCGCUCAGCCGUCCUAUCGAGAGGACUGUUGAUCCCACCGAAGGUUGGGGCGUUGCCGACGAAAUCUUUGAGGAUGGUGUCGACCAGACGCGAGAAAUGGAGCUCAAGGGCGGCUCGUACGUGCCACCUCCCGCCCACGAGUCGCCUGCCGAGCACCGUCUCGAGCCACGUAACGACCCCGAGACGCCCGCUCGCAUGUUGCACACGGCCGCGCACCCUCUUGCCUCGUCGUCGCGCUCCACGCUCGUCAGCCGCCGACGCACAGCGGUGCAGGCCAAGUCGUCGUCGUCGUUCUUCCGAGGCUUUGCCACCACGAGCCGAGUCGCCGCUGUCGCCGAAGUCGCUCCGCCGAGCGCAUCCGAGGCACCUGCGGUCAGCGAGAGUGCACUGCUGCGCACCACAUCCAAGUCGGCGCUCGCCACGCCAGGACUCAAAUUCUUGGACGGAGAACAGAGAAUCGAGAGAGAAACCAAAAAGAUGAAUAUGUACACGGUGCGUAGAAUGUCCACUUCGACCACGACCCAAGCUUCCGUUCGCGCAUCUGCGCGCGUGACAGCCACCUCGUCGGCAGUCAAGCCGACGACGCGAAAGUACCCAGCGAAAAAGUCAUUUCUGUACGAAAAGUACCUGCGCCUGCUCAGCGAUAGCCAGAUGGUGCUUGUGCUGCAGCACAACAAUCUGUCAGUUGCCGAGCUCGCGCAAGUGCGUUCGGAUAUUGCAGCUAUCAACCUGGCCGAGGGCCAGACGUCGAAAGCUUCGCUCACUGUUGUGCGCGCCGGUCUGAUCAAGGCGGUCACGCGGCAGCUGUCGGAGAAGAACGCGGCGAUGAAGUCGUUGCAGCCUGCGUUGAGCGGGCCGAUCGCUUUGCUGACAUGCGAACAUCUUACCCCUGCGUAUCUCAGUGCGCUGCUUAAUGUGGUAGACCGGGCGCUGGGCCAUGUACCUCCUCGAGCACCCGCUGUGGGAGCCAAGUUCCCCGAGACCGCGGUAGCCAACCCGAGGUUGGUGCCGCUUGCCGCGGUGCUCGAGGGUAAGAGGUUGCUGCACGUGCCUCAGACGCGAGAUGUGGGCAGGAUCGGCGGUCUGGACCAGCUUAGGUCGCAGAUCGUUGGCCUGCUCAGCGCGCCCGCGCAACAGUUGGCGCAUGUGCUCACUCACGCUAGCGGCCAGCAGCUUGCGAUGACGCUCGAAGCUCGAAAGCGCGAUCUGGAAGCCAAGCAGUAG
This is a messenger RNA of Mycosarcoma maydis (corn smut), 2103 nucleotides long. RefSeq lists its product as uncharacterized. NCBI's taxonomy places the organism in Eukaryota, Fungi, Basidiomycota, Ustilaginomycetes, Ustilaginales. The record is from RefSeq and is a predicted model, not a curated record. The transcript has 3 exons. Gene Ontology annotation, cellular component: cytosol. The coding region runs from base 1 to 2103 and encodes 700 amino acids. Gene Ontology annotation, molecular function: aldose reductase (NADPH) activity.